UGGUAACGGAGAAGAUUGGGACUCAAAUCUAGUGUAUUGUCUUUCGUUUUAUCGCAAAUUAUCGCAAGGAAGUUAGUAGUCAAUAAUUCUUCAAUCUCAUAACAACCCGUCGUAUAUGGAUACGAAGACAAGGAGGAGGAGGAGGAACAACUUGGGGAUGGCAACAUCGGUUGUCGCCGCUGGCGAACCAUCAUCACCUGAUCAAUUCGCGAAGCUGCCGGAUGAAUUAGCGGUGGAGAUCCUUUCCAGGUCGACGAUGACGCUGAACGAAGCGGCGAGAUACAGCCUGUUGGGGAAACGGUGGAGGCACCUGUGGCAAUCGAUCGACGGCGGGGUUCUGGAUUUCAACCAGAAGAGCAACGAUGAGCAACAAGGGAAUGACAGAAAUCACAUCUCCCACGAGGAACGGCGCCGGUUUGCGGACUGGGUCGAUCAAGCCAUCAGUAGAAUCACUGCUACUACCUUGGACGGAUUGAGAAUCGGGUUCAAUCUCUUCGAGAUGGAAGAGGAAGCCCGGAGAUGGAUCCAAUUCGGAUUCGCGGCGAGAGUCAAGCAAUUGACCCUGUCGUGUUACUUCGUCCAUCAGUCCGGAGAGGCACACCUUGGGGUUUCGGGAUCUCUGUUCUUGGCCCCUGAAUUCCUCCGCCGGCAAGACCUCGGCCGCCUCGAGGUUUUGGAAUUCCAGGGCGUGGCCAAGAUUCCUCAGGGAGCGUUGGAUCACAUCUUCUCAAACUGCCCCAACCUGCAACGCUUGUCUCUCACCAACUGCAUUUUCCAUGAAGAAGGGACUGUCGUCAGAGUUUGUUCUCCCAAGCUCCAGAGGUUGACAUUUCAUUUUCCCCAAUAUUUUCACUUUCUCGCUAGGAUCGUGCUCCUCUCUGCUCCGGGUCUUCACACUCUGGAGGUGGGUGGAGGACCAUGGCUCCCAACGAUGGAAUUUGGGGACGAUAUUCCUCUGCUUCGGGAGCUAUGUUGUUAUAAUCGGGGGCUAUUGAUAGAGCAACGCUGCUACUUCCCGUGGUCUCGUUCUCAAUUCGACAAGUUUGCUCCUCGACUGCAGAUUCUUAAGUACGAACUAUCUAGUCUAUGCUUCCCUCCUCUACGUCCUUAUCACCUGCAGGAAUGGGUCCUUUUCGAAAAGCUCACAGUGCUGGAUCUGCGUAUGUAUAUGGACAAUAACGCUUCGAGUCUUCUUCACUGCACCGGCCUGCUGAGAGCAGCUCCAAUGUUGCGCCGAUUCUCCAUGUCGUUCCUGCCAGCUGGUUGCCACCGAUUUCGUGAGCACCGGGGCCAGAGUGCACAUGAAUUGUCAACAUGGAAACAUCACUCUCUGCAGGAGCUUCACUUACAUGGGGUGCAUCCAUUGGCCAAGAAGGAGCAGCAAGUUUUUGACCCUCACCUACUCCAACUCGAGCUUGCUGCUUACAUAAUCAUCAACUCGCCUUCAUUAAACCAGCCUUCUGCCUUUAACCAUCAUGAAUUAUCCAUCCAAAAAAACAUGACUGGUGACACAAUGGAGAUAAGAUCACAGAGAGCACAGCUGUACAGGAAUGGAACAGCGUCGAUGGCAAGAAAAAUGAUGAUUUCCGGUGACGACAAUGAUGCUGAAUAAUAUAUACCCAUGAGGUGGAGCUGGAAUUGUUUGCAGCUGUAUGACGAUGAUUUGGAUCAAUGCCGUUGGUGGUUAGGCAGUGAUCAUUCAACCAGCGGAAAGCAAAGGUUAACUAUCUGAAUCUCAAAGUCCCUGUUUUUCUUAUUCUUCCAUUGGAUUGGAAGUAGACAAGACCUUCAUUUUAAUGCUAGGACAUCCAGCUCAUUUUCAACGAUAGAACUAUGCAAACAGAUAUCCAACAUCUACAACUAUAGUUUAACCUUAUGACAUUAACCAUCUUAUGGGGCAAGUUCACCAGACUGAACGGAGCCAAGCCAGAAGAUGGAAUGUACUCAAAAUCAACUGCAUCCAAAUCCACACUGCACGUCCUUAGUCUUGCUGAAAAGAUUCAGCUCCCAACUUCUCACAGGCUUUCACUUUCUUCCACUUUCCCUACUGCUACGUGUCUUUUGGUAUUCAGAAACCUCUCUAAAAUGUCCACUUGAUUCAUUUACUCCAUCCUGAAUGAUUCAUCCACAGACUUCAAUUUGAAAACCCAACAUUUCCGAGCUCUGUUCUCCUCUGCUUGUAUGCAUGUGCUUUUGGCAGUGUUUUAUUGUUCAUAUAAGAUGGAACUUAAUUUGUAGAGCCUUUUGUUUGUGUUCCCCCAGGCUGCUAUCUAACAGUUGGUUUUCAGUGUCCAACCUGCACUAAUAAGCCAUUGCGAGUUUAAUGCUCUGCUAAAGGGUAACUGAUUUUCACCUUCAAACCUUUACAAUUGACGUGUAAUACUCAAGGACAGUUCCAACUUGAUAGAAAUAUGUGGGCUCUAAUGGUUCUUAGUGCAAACUGCUUGAACUUCAUGUGCCAUUCAGGCUAGGACACCAUACAUCUUAGCGACGAAACCUGUCAACUAGUUUGGCAUAGUAGCUAUUUUCAUGUUGCUGCAGAUUCUUCUGCACUUUCCUUAACAAUAACAUGUGGCCUUCUCCGAUGUAUUAUGCUCGAACAUAUUAUUUGCGAGCCUGGGUUAUACCAUUAUUACCUUCCGAGGAGCCUCAACUUGGUUCUCGUAUCAGUCUUCUUUACUUUGUUGGUUCGACCGCAGGUUAAGACAGAUAGAUAAGAGGAUUUGGGCUAGUUAGAGGUUUUACCAUACAAAUGCCACACAUCAUUGCCACUCUUUGAAUUUGUUGAUGAUCACAUAAUCACAUUCAAGAAUAGAUGAAAAAACCGUCGAUGCAGAU
This is a messenger RNA of Linum trigynum, 2838 nucleotides long. The record is from the annotation of a GenBank genome assembly. NCBI's taxonomy places the organism in Eukaryota, Viridiplantae, Streptophyta, Magnoliopsida, Malpighiales, Linaceae.